Molecule: messenger RNA, 3576 nt
Organism: Cicer arietinum (chickpea)
Lineage: Eukaryota; Viridiplantae; Streptophyta; Magnoliopsida; Fabales; Fabaceae
Product: wall-associated receptor kinase-like 20
Biological process (GO): protein phosphorylation
Molecular function (GO): ATP binding; protein kinase activity
Source: RefSeq, a predicted model, not a curated record
UAGACCCUCUAGUUUAUCACUGUUUAAGUCCCACAUUGUUUACAUAUCAUAAAUUUCACUGUUUAUAUACUAUCGCAGAACAUCUACUACUGUCCCUUCGGGGACAUCCGAUAAAAUUGGAACGAUACAGAGAAGAUUAGCAUGGCCCCUGCGCAAGGAUGACACGCACAAAUCGAGAAAUGGUCCAAAUUUUUUGAGGUGAUUAACUACUAAGUGUAGAAUUGAGUUUGGAGGAGGCAAAAUUGAAAAUUGAUUCUAGAUGUAAAUACUUGACUUUGAGUUGAGGUUUAAUUGUUCUAAGUAGAAUUAAUUUUGCCCUCCAGAAAUUAUUCUAUUAUGAAGUUUGAAUUUGGAGCUUUUGGCUCUAUAAUUGAUUUUUAGCAUCUAUCAAUUGACUUUUACAUGAAUAUAUUCAAACACAAUCACUCAAUUGACUUUUACAUAAAUAUAUUCAAACACAAUCGCUUCAGCUUCAAUUCACUUUAAGCCACAUAAUCAAUUCAUUCACAAUCAAUGUUGUUACCGUAUAACCAAACACACACUAAGCAUAUGUUUGGAAUGAGAUUUGUAGUCAAUUUAUCUUGUUCCCAAGCAUUUUGGCCGUGAUUUAGAGAAGCUACUCUUUGGAGAGUAUUAGUGGACAUAUUCUGAAACGUGAUUUUGCAUUUUUCCAAACACACAUUAAGAGUUUUGAAAUAAUUGCAGCAUCAUGGAUUUUACACAAGCUAGUCAACCUGAGCUGGAACAAUCCUUAAAAGACUAGAUUCUAUGUUUGAAAUUGAGAACAGAUUCUGUGACCAGGUUUCGCUUGUCUUAUGUUACAAAUAUGCCAUUCAAAAUCUUGACUAUCAAUAUAGCUAGAUGCGUAUGUAGUCUUUUUUUCCAACCUUUGAAUCAUGUCAAAUCAUAUUUAUGAUCAUGCUUGAUUAGGAAAAUAUCUAAUAUACCAUAGACACUCCAUUCAAUACUAAACACGUGCUUGUUUGAGUAUUUAAAUACUACUUUUAUAUAUGUCAACUAUCAAAUGGAGUAUCAGAAAAAUGAUAUUGACAGGAAGUGUGUGAUAUCAGAUUCUUAAGCAAGUGCAAGUUUUGUUUAUCAUAAUCUUAGAUUUCAAAUCAAAUGUCUUUAUUAGAUCCCUUUGCAAAUAUGGUCUAGCCUUCUCGCAUUUUGUAUAUUUUAAUCACUAAUUUGUCCACUAUGAUAUGAUAUUUAUGUACGUCUUGCUUGACUAAAAUCAAAGGAAGAAAAACUCUGCAAAGCUGAGCAAGUUCCAAAGCGUUUUCUCUUUGCACCUUAUAAAAGAGAGUAUAUUUACAAAAUCUGUAUCUAUGACCAUCCAUCUGGUAUCGAUUGGUCCCAUAGAUCUUUAUAUUUUUAUGGUACUCCAUUUUCUAGAUUCUAGGAGCCACUUUAACUUGUAUUUUACAUACUUUAUUCCAUUGCAAUAGCUAUGCGUAGCCUUUUUAUUCCUUUGAUUGCCUUCAUAUAAUGCAUAAGAGUUUUCUUCUCCUAAUUGUCCAUGCAAAAUGACUGUUGAGUCAAACAAGAGACAUAAUUUCCAUUUUAGAUAUGUCUUUCUUAUUUGCCUUUUCCUUGGUCAUUAUACUUGUUCACAAAAGACUUGUCCAAACUGUGGCUUUAUGAAUGUUCCAUAUCCUUUGAGCACAGACCCCAACUGUGGCGAUUCCUACUAUAGGCUUCGUUGCGAUCCCCAUUCUCAAAAGCUUUACUUUGACACUCUCAAUGGCAGUUCCUAUGUUGUACUCAGAAUCAUGUCUUCAAUCCAGCGUAUCGUGGUGCAGCCACCACCUUGGUUACCUGGUUCAUGUGUCACACAAGACAUGCCGGUAAGCAACGGUAUUUGGUUAAAUCAGUCCCUUCCUUUCAAAAUAACUUCAUCUAACACAGUGUUCCUCUUCAACUGUUCCCCUCGCCUCUUGGUUUCUCCUCUUAACUGCACUUCUUCUAGUACUUGUCAUCGUUACUUGGAAAAUUCAGGUCACGUUGACACAAAGCGAGCACUUGAGUGUGCCAGCGGUCUUCACCCUUGUUGCACCUUUGUUGCUGGUGGUAUGCCUUCGGCUUACAAGAUUCGUCUUCACGAUUCCGGUUGCAGAGCAUUCAGAAGCAUCCUUCAUUUGGACCAAGACAAACCUCCUAAUCAGUGGGAGGAAGGCUUAGAGAUUCAAUGGUCUCUUCCACCUGAACCUGUCUGUAGGACACAAAGGGAUUGCUCUAGAGACUCUAAGUGUUCCCCUUCUGGUAGAUAUGCAGUCUUUCGCUGUUUUUGUAAUAAAGGAUUUCAUUGGGAUCCUUUUGCAGCAACCUGUGUAAGGUACAAGAGAAAAUCCAAAUGGAAAACCAGCUUGGUUGUCUCAAUAGGGGUUAUUGCUUUUUUCUCAUUGGCUGUGGUUCUUGUCAUCAUCACAAAGUCCUUCAAAUUCAAACACUAUAACAAUAGGGAGAAUCAGGCCAAGGAAAGAGAAAUUGUUCUCAAAUCAAACACUGGUGAGAAACCUUACAGGAUGUUUCAGCUGAAAGAGUUGAAGAAAGCAACAAACAGUUUCUCACAAGACAGGAUCCUAGGAAGUGGUGGCUUUGGUGAAGUUUACAAAGGUGAACUACAAGAUGGAACGUUGGUAGCUGUCAAGAAAGCUAGAGUUGGUAACCUUAAAAGCACACAACAAGUGCUUAAUGAGGUUUCAAUACUUUCUCAAGUCAAUCACAAGAACCUAGUCAGACUCUUGGGCUGCUGUGUGGAAUCUGAUCAGCCUUUGAUGAUUUAUGAGUAUAUCUCAAAUGGCACCCUCUAUGACCAUAUUCAUGGUAGGUAUCCCAAUUUUUUGGAUUGGAAAAAAAGGCUCAAAAUUGCUUAUCAAACAGCUGAAGCAUUGGCUUAUUUACAUUUUUCUGCACACACCCCAAUUUACCAUAGAGAUGUUAAAUCAACAAAUAUACUAUUAGACGGUGAAUUUGACGUGAAAGUUUCAGAUUUUGGACUCUCGAGAUUGGCUAACCCGGGACUUAGUCACGUGUCUACGUGUGCUCAGGGGACACUAGGGUACUUAGAUCCAGAAUAUUAUCGUAACUAUCAGUUAACUGAUAAAAGUGAUGUUUAUAGCUAUGGAGUUGUGCUGCUAGAGCUUUUGACUUCACAGAAAGCGAUAGACUUCUCUCGUGAUCAAGAUGAUGUCAACUUGGUAAUUCAUGUGAGUCAAUAUGCAAGCAAUGGUGCAAUCAUGCAAGUGGUUGAUCAAAGGCUUCUUCUUCUAUCUUUGGAACCAUCAAGUGGUAAAUUGAUCACAAGCAUAAGACUUUUUUGGGAGCUUGCACAUGAUUGUCUUAGGGAGAAGAAAGUUGACAGGCCUUGUAUGAGGGAUAUUGUCGAACGCCUCCUAAGCAUAAUUAGGAUUGAAGAUCAAGAGUGAAGUAUGCAGAAUGUGGUUUCUGUUUGAUAGCAAGUGUAUUGUGUAAUAGUGAGCCUAGUAUUUAAUUAAUGAGUUGUGUUAUUUUGCCAUAAACUAAAAUGAGAAAAUAAAAUUAAACAAUUUGAAUAUUAAUGCAUUUCAAAUA